This is a messenger RNA of Xylona heveae TC161, 1784 nucleotides long. RefSeq lists its product as hypothetical. The record is from RefSeq and is a predicted model, not a curated record. Lineage: Eukaryota; Fungi; Ascomycota; Xylonomycetes; Xylonales; Xylonaceae. The transcript has 6 exons. The coding region runs from base 434 to 1534 and encodes 366 amino acids.
GGCCAGUUUUUGAUAUCGUCGGAGAUGAAGAACGCCAUAUUUAUCUGCAUUUUCAGUGUCGUACAGUUUAUUAUAUGUUCAUGUCUUGCUUGCGCACACGGGCGGCUGCAUUAUACGGAAGGUGCCAUGAUGCUUCUUUGGUCAUUGAGCGUGUCACUUGUCGUCAUUGGAUAACACGCAAAACAUAAAUUACUGUCCACAUGUCGCGUUUUUGGAGCUGGGAUUUAUCGGCGUGCUAGUCUCCUAGUAUCUUGUUGGUCGGUUUCCCCAUGGUUAUGCUGCUGGCUUGAAGCACCUGCGUAUAGAUCUCGGGGGCCCAUGUGGCUAAAGGAUGGUCGCUUUGCCAAUAUUCAUUUAUUAGGACGAGUGUAGACAGGAUGCUGAGGUGCAAAUAUAUCUGUCUAUUGUUUCUUGAUGCUUUAAGAGCUCCCUUAUGGUAGAGACUGCCGUGCUUCAACUUUUCUUUGACUGUGCUUGCUGCAAAAAACUAAACAUGUCGUCCAUAAUGAGUCUUCGACGAGUGAUACUAUUCCUGUCAACGCUGACUGCGAGCCUGGCUGUUGAAGGACCAUUCGAUAAUGCAGAGCAUGAGCUACAACGAAGACAGGCGGGAGUACCAAAUUAUGUUCUGGAAUAUGCUCCACUUGUCUGGCUGCAGUCUUCAGAACAAUACCAUCCUUCGGAUAUCGGCGCACAAUUAGUACAUACGAAACCAGAAGUAAACUUCACCAUAGUCAAAGACUUGCCUAAUCCGCUUACCUUGGACAACCUCAAUGCGCUCAACGCCGAUGGCGGAAAGGAUGUCUACCUCACUUCCGUAGACGAUAUCACCAAGGCGCCUGCGUGGCUGAAUGGUAUCGUUCCCGAUGCGACAGGCAAGACAAAUGGUGCUGUGAGCUCAGUGAUUGUUGUCAAUGAUCAUGGAUCCGGCAACGUUGACGCAUUUUAUUUUUAUUUUUAUGCGUACAAUCAAGGCGACACUGUACUUGGUCAGGAAUUAGGUGAUCAUGUUGGAGAUUGGGAGCAUAACAUGAUCCGCUUCAAGAACGGUAUUCCGCAAGCUGUUUGGUUUAGCCAGCAUGACAAUGGAGAGGCUUUUACAUACAACUGCUUAGAGAAGCAGGGUCAACGUGUGGUGGCGUAUAGCGCAAAAGGAACACAUGCUGUUUAUGCUACAGCUGGGACGCACGAUCACACAAUCCCAGAUCUCAACCUCGACCAAGGCCUGAUCGAAGACCACUGUGAUCAAGGCGUGAGAUGGGACCCGACGCUCAACGCCUAUUGGUACCGCUACGAUGCGGCCUCGUCGUCAUUCUCCCCAUAUAGUUCCAGCGAGCCGGUCGGGUAUCUCCUUUAUGCGGGGCAGUGGGGAGACCAGCAGUAUCCCGACUCGGACCCAAGGCAACGCGAAUUCUUUGGGUUUGCCAAAUAUACGAGCGGCCCUACUGGACCUGCUGACAAACAGCUGAAUCGCACUCAAGUAUGUCCGGAUAAUGGAUAUCUUUGUAUUGUGAGGCCAGUUCUAGGCCCAUGAAGGUUCUUGUGAGGAACCCUUUUCGGAGUGGUUUCCGUUGGCGAGGACGCAGGGCGUUUAGGUUGUUCGCUUGAUUUGUGGUCUGAGAUGAUCAAAGAACCAUGUGGGCCUGGUCAGCCUGUCCAGUAAGCUGCCAUAGCGCAAGGGGUGGAAUAGCUAGUCAUUGAUAAACAAAUUAAUCGGUAACUUACUAACUGUAGCUGCCCCUGAUCGCUUUUGAUCUGAUGCAAAGAGCGAAAAAUCAUCAACC